Molecule: messenger RNA, 177 nt
Organism: Monoraphidium neglectum
Lineage: Eukaryota; Viridiplantae; Chlorophyta; Chlorophyceae; Sphaeropleales; Selenastraceae
Exons: 1
Source: RefSeq, a predicted model, not a curated record
GAUCGGUCUCAGCAGCAGCAGCAGCAGCAGCAGCAGCAGCAGCAGCAGCAGCAGCAGCAGCAGCAGCAGCAGCAGCAGCAGCGCUGGCCGCAGCCACGGCCGUGCUGCGGCGCGGCGCGUCGCUGCAGCGCUUCGCCGCCCGCAGCAGCCGGCCGCUGCUGCGGCCUGCAGCGCUAA